AUGUCCUGCCAGCAGAACCAACAGCAGUGCCAACCCCCUCCCAAAUGCACCCCCAAGUGCCCUACUCCUAAAUGCCCCCCAAAGUGUCCCCCGAAGUGCCCCCCAGGCCCCACCCCUAAAUGCCCCCCAAAGUGCCCCCCAGUCUCCUCUUGCUGCGGUGUCAGCUCUGGGGGCUGCUGUGGCCCCAGCUCCGGGGGCUGCUGCAGCUCUGGGUGUGGGGGCUGCUGCCUGAGCCACCACAGGCGCCGCAGGUCCCAUCACUGCAGACCCCAGAGGUCUGACUGCUGCAGCCAGCCCUCGGGGGGCUCCGGGUGCUGCGGAGGGGGGAUCUCCUCCUGCUGCGGCUCCAGCUCCGGGGGCUGCUGCAGCUCUGGGGCUGGGGGCUGCUGCCUGAGCCACCACAGGCGCCGCAGGUCCCAUCACUGCAGACCCCAGAGGUCUGACUGCUGCAGCCAGCCCUCGGGGGGCUCCGGGUGCUGUGGAGGGGGGAGUGGUCAGUCCUCUGGAGGCGGCUGCUGCUGA
Rangifer tarandus platyrhynchus (Svalbard reindeer) is the source of this 522-nucleotide messenger RNA. The record is from the annotation of a GenBank genome assembly. NCBI's taxonomy places the organism in Eukaryota, Metazoa, Chordata, Mammalia, Artiodactyla, Cervidae.